Prunus armeniaca (apricot) is the source of this 1305-nucleotide messenger RNA. The record is from the annotation of a GenBank genome assembly. Lineage: Eukaryota; Viridiplantae; Streptophyta; Magnoliopsida; Rosales; Rosaceae.
AUGGAGUUUGUGCAACGAGAUCAAAAAGGGUAUUCAGAUAAGGAAGAUCAAGAUCAAGAAGAUCAAGAGGAAGAGGAUAUGAUUUCCUGUAAGUUCUCUUCUUCAUCUCAUAAUUAUAAUAACAGCAAUUAUGGGUCAUCACCAAAGUACAAAGCCACUUUUGUUCCUCCUCCUCUUCCUCAUCAUCAUCAGUACCAGCAGCAAAAGCCAUGGGCUGUACAUAAUCAUGGGUCUCCAGAAGCCAUCAACUUCAUGGACCUAUCACUAAACCAUGAGCAAGCAGCAGCUGAUGGAGCCAAUAACAACAACAAUUGGCCUCCAAACUCUGAAAGAGAGCACAUGUUUGACAAAGUUGUCACGCCAAGUGAUGUGGGAAAACUCAACCGGCUAGUCAUACCCAAGCAACAUGCCGAGAGAUACUUCCCGCUUGACUCUACAGCCAACGACAAGGGCCUCCUCUUGAACUUCCAAGACCGGACCGGGAAGCCGUGGCGGUUUAGGUACUCCUACUGGAACAGCAGCCAGAGCUAUGUGAUGACCAAAGGGUGGAGCCGUUUUGUGAAGGAGAAGAAGUUGGAUGCCGGUGACAUUGUGUCGUUUGAGCGCGGGGUUGGGGACUCAGGUAAGGACCGCUUGUACAUUGACUGGAGGCGCCGACCUCCCCCUCCUCCUCCUCCGCCACAUCAUCACCACCAUGGACAGUUUGGUAAUUGCAAUGACAGAUGUGGAUGUGGUGGAGGCGGAGGCAGGCUAUACUCCCUGCUUCAGCGGCCGCCUCCAUCCGUGAUGUCCAUGCCUCUUAGAUACCAUGACCAUUUUCAUCCAAGCAACAAUAAUGUUCAUCAUCCGUACCAUCAUCAUCACCACCAGAUCAUGAACCAUCAAUAUUUGCAGCAUCAGAUUCAUCAUCAAUUGCAAGUGGAGAGGGAUCAAGUGGUUCAUCAUCAUCAUCAGUAUCCGAUGGUGAUUGAUUCUGUGCCGUUUGUUCAACAUGGGAAGAUGAGUUCCAGUGGAGAUAGCGCUGGUGCCUCUACCGGUAAGCGGCUUAGGCUAUUCGGUGUGAACAUGGAGUGUUCUCCAAACAUUGAAGAAGAUCAAACAGAUGAACAUCAAUACCAGAUAUUGCCUUCAACAGCAAUACCAUAUAAUCAUCUUCCUUCCUCUUCGCUUUCUGCUCCUCUUGAAUUAAGGCUGCCCAAUACUAUUGUUGCCAACCAAAUACCACUGCCCAAUACAGGUGCAGCAGAUCAGUACCUCUCAAAGAAAGGGAAAUCUACUUCCUUGUCGUUUUAUUUGGAUCCCUAA